This is a messenger RNA of Penicillium riverlandense, 1224 nucleotides long. RefSeq names its product fungal specific transcription factor domain-containing protein. Gene Ontology annotation, biological process: DNA-templated transcription. NCBI's taxonomy places the organism in Eukaryota, Fungi, Ascomycota, Eurotiomycetes, Eurotiales, Aspergillaceae. Gene Ontology annotation, molecular function: DNA binding; zinc ion binding. The coding region runs from base 1 to 1224 and encodes 407 amino acids. The record is from RefSeq and is a predicted model, not a curated record. The transcript has a single exon.
AUGGAAGUGAUGCCCAGUGUUGAUAGCCAGAGUGAUGGCUCAAGUCCAUCCUUCGGUUACGCUCUGGCCGGCUGGCCUGGUUCCCCCGGUGGUCCCGGCUUCGACUACUCCAAUCACAGUCGUCCAAGCUUGAACUGUGUGUGUGAACAAGGCGGUAGCUCGCUCAAUCCCGUCGUAGUUACCGAAGAGCAUCGUGAAGAGAGACGUCGAACCUGGUGGCUGUUGUACAUCAUGGAUCGGCACCUUGCGCUCUGCUACAAUCGACCAUUGGCCCUUCUCGAUGCGGAAAGCGAGGAUCUUCUUCUUCCAUUGGACGAGAGCUCCUGGCAGGCGGGCAAUAUCCAUAGCAACAGCCCCCGACAAGAUGGACCCCAGUGCCCGCGCUCAGGAGAUCAGAACAAACGCCGCGUGUUUCCCAACUUCAUAUGCCAUGAUCACUCCAUCCUUGGCUUCUUCUUGCCGCUCAUGACAAUCACCGGGGAGUUGAUUGAUCUAAACCAAGCCCGUAACCAUCCUACGCUCGGUCUCCGGCUCCAGGGGAAGGAGGCUUGGGAGAUUCAUGUGGCAGAGGUCUUGCGGCAGCUUGAAAUCUACAGAGCUAGUCUUACCACCUUUGCCGCGGCCACUACCGCUGACCCGGAAGCGUCGCUAUCGACUGCAUAUGCGCCCAAAUCCGAUCAACCGGCCGACCCCCAGAUAUCUCAGGCCUUUUCCUGGCAUACCCAGACGGUUAUUGCCUAUUCGUCCUACUUGGUCCAUGUUCUCCAUAUUCUGCUGGUGGGUAAAUGGGAUCCAGUCUCCCUGAUCGAAGACAAGGAUUUUUGGACUUCGUCGCCGGCCUUUGCGUCCACCAUCUCCCAUGCACUGGAAGCUGCAGACUCCGUGCAGCAAAUCUUACGAUUUGACCCGGACAUCAGCUUUAUGCCAUACUUUUUUGGUAUCCAGCUCUUGCAAGGCAGUUUCCUGUUGCUUCUCAUCGUGGAGCGCCUUCAAAAGGAAGCGGGCGAAGGUAUCCUGAACGCCUGCGAAACGAUGAUUCGCGCCACCGAGUCUUGCGUCGUCACUCUGAAUACAGAGUACCAGCGCAGCUUCCGGCAAGUCAUGCGAAGCGCCGUUGCACAAGCCCGCGGACGGCCUGUGAAUCCGAGCGAGAUACGACAUCGCCGCAAAGCAGUUCUGGCCCUCUAUCGAUGGACACGCAAAGGCACUGGUCUCGCGCUGUGA